Trametes versicolor FP-101664 SS1 is the source of this 276-nucleotide messenger RNA. RefSeq lists its product as uncharacterized. The record is from RefSeq and is a predicted model, not a curated record. Lineage: Eukaryota; Fungi; Basidiomycota; Agaricomycetes; Polyporales; Polyporaceae. Bases 1 to 276 code for a protein of 91 amino acids. The transcript has 3 exons.
AUGCACGCGCCGAAGACGAUCAUGAGCAUGACCACCAGUGCAUUGUUCGUGCUGCAGGACAUCCCGAGUCCUCCCCGUCGAGACUACCACGUUGCAUCUGCCAUACGCCGCGCGUACCGCGCCGUCGUCACAUUCUCCAGCAUUCGCGGGACCUACGACAGCCUACGACGCACAGCUAGCGACAUCGCAACGGCAACGGCACCGAGGCAUGACUCCCUCCACGAAGGAGGGAACACGGCGGGAACGACUUGGACAGACGGGGUGGGGCCGAGAUAG